AUGGUGAGAGUCAGCGUCCUGAACGACGCUCUCAAGAGCAUGUACAAUGCCGAGAAGCGGGGGAAGCGGCAGGUCCUGAUCCGCCCGUCUUCCAAGGUGAUCAUCAAGUUCCUCCUCGUCAUGCAGAAGCACGGUAUGCCCCCCCAUAGAUCACGCCUUCUUCUUCUUUUUUUUCCCCUAAUUUUGGUACGAUCUCUGAUCAUCAUAGUGGGCCUCAGGCUACAUUGGGGAGUUCGAGUACGUGGACGAUCACAGGGCUGGCAAAAUCGUUGUUGAGCUGAACGGCCGACUGAACAAGUGCGGCGUCAUCAGCCCUAGAUUUGACGUGGGAGUCAAAGAAAUCGAGCCGUGGACCGCAAGGCUACUUCCCUCCCGGCAGGUCAGCCCUCGCGAUCGAUUUGACGAUUGCGUCAUUUCUCUUCAUCGUAGUAAUAUCUUGCAAUCUGAACCUUAGUCGGCCAAUUUAUUUACCUAUUUAUUUAUUUCCGUCUCGGAAUCUGCAGUUUGGGUACAUCGUGCUGACGACCUCUGCGGGCAUCAUGGACCAUGAAGAUGCGAGGAGGAAGAACGUCGGCGGCAAGGUCCUUGGGUUCUUCUACUAG
Spirodela intermedia is the source of this 602-nucleotide messenger RNA. NCBI's taxonomy places the organism in Eukaryota, Viridiplantae, Streptophyta, Magnoliopsida, Alismatales, Araceae. The record is from the annotation of a GenBank genome assembly.